CUUUCGAUUAUUGAUGUUUUAUUUGAUCUUUCUCCUGUAUUCACUCAUGAUAUAAUAAAUCUGCAAUAAAAGCACUAGAUUUGUUUACAUUGACCCGAGUUAUCAUUACGUUCCUCAUCCUUCGUCACAGGCCUCUUUCCCCAACUCUUCAUAUUUUAGCUAUUCCCCAGAGAUAUAUGGCAAGAUUUGAACAUUCUAUAUCCUACAUACUCUUACAUUUAUCAAUCUACCUAUCAAUUCCAAAGAGCGAGAUUCUAUAACCCGCUUCCUACCACUUCUCCGUAUAGAAUCGCUAUGGGAGUGCAAAGAUGAAGGCAAUACGCAUCAAUAAGUUUGUUAAAGAUUAUGACGAGAUCAGGGUAUCUGAGGUUACAAAACCUCAACCCAAGGAGGGAGAGGUAGUUGUACGGGUUAUUGCGGCUGGCGUCAACUUUGUAGAUCUUUUAUAUGCCAGAGGAAAACACCAAAACAAUACACAUCUCGUCCGUCCCCCCUUUAUCCUUGGCCUUGAGUUCUCGGGUAUUGUCGUAUCCUCCCCGCCAACCUCCAAAUACCGCCCUAAAGACCGGGUCUUCGGCAGUGGUUUGGGCGGAUACGCCGAGUAUAUCGCCGUAAAAGAGUCCUCUCUCCGUCAUACCCCAAAGGGUUGGUCACUCGCUUCCUCAGCCGGCCUCGCAGCCACUGCCCCCGUUUCUUAUGGAGCUCUGAUUCUACGGGGUGGCUUGAAGAAAGGCGAGACGGUCCUGAUCCAUGCCGCCGCGGGGGGGUUGGGGUUGAUGGCCGUACAAAUCGCAAAAGCUGUUGGUGCUCAUGUAAUCGCCACUGGGGGCUCGAAAGAGAAGCUCGAUGUAGCGAAGAGAUUUGGGGCUGAUGAGUGCGUCAAGUACACUACUAACGAGGAUUGGUGGAAAGUAAUCCUGGAGAAGACGGAAGGAAGAGGCGUAGAUGUGGUUUUCGACCCAGUAGGGUUGGUGAACAAGACGCUGAAGUGCUUAAAGCCUAUGGGGAGAAUCUUGCUGAUUGGGUUUGCGGGGCGAGAGGGCGAUAUGGAACGCAUUGCUAUGAACCGGGUUUUGUUAAGGCAGGCGCAGGUCAUAGGUUACCGGUUUGGCAUGACGGAUCGAUUAGAUCCCACAGAGACGGAGAAAAUUUGGAAAGGGCUUGGAGAUAUGCUGGAGAAAGAGCUUCUGAAACCUACGGUAUAUGAUCGUGAAUAUAGAGGGCUGGAGAGUGUGACGACAGCGAUGAAGGACCUUAGUGGAAGGAAGGUUUGGGGUAAAGCUGUGAUUUUGUUGGAUGUUGAAUACCAUAAGCCCCGUCUGUAAGGUGCGAUCAAUAAGUAGAAGCUAUAUAUCCAUCAUCCAAAAUGUGUGAAACGCGCAAGUUCACCUCAAUCAUCACCUGCACCUAUCAUCCCUAGCCGGACCACGUGAUACUUG
Messenger RNA from Amorphotheca resinae ATCC 22711, 1439 nucleotides. RefSeq lists its product as hypothetical. The coding region runs from base 309 to 1325 and encodes 338 amino acids. Lineage: Eukaryota; Fungi; Ascomycota; Leotiomycetes; Helotiales; Amorphothecaceae. The transcript has 4 exons. The record is from RefSeq and is a predicted model, not a curated record. Gene Ontology annotation, cellular component: mitochondrion. Gene Ontology annotation, molecular function: oxidoreductase activity; zinc ion binding.